Molecule: messenger RNA, 829 nt
Organism: Elgaria multicarinata webbii
Lineage: Eukaryota; Metazoa; Chordata; Lepidosauria; Squamata; Anguidae
Gene: C6H9orf85
Product: chromosome 6 C9orf85 homolog
Exons: 4
Coding region: 6-506 (166 amino acids)
Source: RefSeq, a predicted model, not a curated record
GGAGGAUGAGCUCUCAACGAGGAAACGUGUCCCGCACGCGAGCCCAGCGGCACCAGAACGCCCAAGUCUUCAGAAAUGACAAGUAUGACACGAGCGCCCAGCGUAAGAAAAUUAAUACAAAACUCCACGAAGGACUAUGUCAACAUUGCAAGGAGGUCCUGGAAUGGCGUGUGAAGUUCAACAAGUACAAGCCAUUAACACAGCCCAAAAAAUGUGUGAAAUGUCUGCAGAAGACAGUGAAGGAUUCAUACCACAUUAUCUGCAAGCCAUGUGCUUGUGAACUAGCUCUAUGUGCAAAGUGUGGGAAGAGAGAAGAAAUUGUGAUUCCGAUUCAGACAAGUCUAGAGAAGACCGAGAAUGAGCCUUCCAAAAAUGAACAGACGGGAAAUAACAGAAGGAGUGGAUUUGAGGACGACAAUGAACAGAACUUAAGUGACAUGGAGGAUGAAAAUGAAGAUCUAGAUUUACUUGUGAAGCAGCAUAAAACUGAAAGGACAGGAAUCUAAUGAUCUCUCCAAAGAUGGUUUUGGUGCAAACUCCAUUUCCAACCAAAAGACUGUAUUUCUAAAGGGAAGAUUAUUGCUUUUUUUAAGAUCAUACAUUUAGGCUGAGUUUAGACAACACUUUGCUCUACACAGCGGGAAAAAUCCAUUAAGUGGUGGAGUUUUUUUUGGGAUACUCACCACACAGCAUGUUCUAACUCCACCAUUGUGUGACUCUGGACUCCCAUGGAGUUGAGUAAAAGGCAACUUGAUGUCUGAACCUCUGCCCUCUCUCCUCCCCCAGUCCUCCUGAAGGUAUCCCACCAGCCAUGGCUGCAAAACAACAA